Scleropages formosus (Asian bonytongue) is the source of this 2889-nucleotide messenger RNA. Its product is annotated as synaptic vesicle glycoprotein 2B-like. The record is from RefSeq and is a predicted model, not a curated record. Lineage: Eukaryota; Metazoa; Chordata; Actinopteri; Osteoglossiformes; Osteoglossidae. Gene Ontology annotation, molecular function: transmembrane transporter activity. Gene Ontology annotation, biological process: transmembrane transport; chemical synaptic transmission. Gene Ontology annotation, cellular component: synaptic vesicle membrane; neuron projection.
UCCAGUGCUCUACCAUUUACGGAGCUUCUGGAGUGGGUUCUAAAGCUCACCCUCUACAGUUCUCUGCACCCACAUCUGUCCUUCCUACUGAGAUUUUGUUUUCCAGAAAAGGGAAUUACUUUUGUUGAGAAGCAGUGAAAAUUCUGGUGAUGGAAAGAAGUUUUCGUUCGGAAAAUUACACAGGAUGGUCGUGCAGUUUUGUUGCAGCUUCUAAAGCCUUAUCAAAGCUCUUCAUCACAGGUCUCGAGAUCUCAUUUCAGUACAGCCCAGUCUUUAGAGUCUGACGCAUAUAUAAAAACUUACAGAAAAUUUGUAAAGGGAUAUGCAAAUUUUCUAAACAGCAGACCUGUGAUAUAAAAGCAAAACAGUUCCCACUGGUCCUCCUUAAAAAGUAAUAAUGGGAGACCCAUAUCAGAACAACAUGUAUUCACAACACAGCACGUAUUCCAAAUACGGAAGAGGGGGCCAGGAUGGUUAUGGGUACCAGGAAGAUUACCCCCCCCAGGAAGAGGAUGCUGCCAGCGAUGUCACUGAGGGCCACGAUGAGGACGACCAGAUGUAUGAGGGCGAGUACCAAGGCAUCCCCCAUCCCGACGAGGUGAAGGCUGCACAGAGGGCGGCUCGGGCUGCAGCCAGGGCCAAGGCCGGAACGGAGGAGGAGGAGUCUUUGGCUGAGGAAUACGAGGCCAUCAUGGAGGACUGUGGCCAUGGGCGCUUCCAGUGGACGCUGUUCACCGUGACUGGCCUGGCCCUCAUGGCGGACGGAGCCGAGUGCUUCGUGGUGGGCUUUGUGCUUCCCAGCGCCGAGAAAGACAUGUGCCUAUCGAAUGCCAAUAAAGGCAUGCUGGGGUUAAUUGUGUACCUGGGAAUGAUGGUGGGCGCCUUUGUGUGGGGUGGUUUGGCAGACAAACUUGGCCGAAGGAAGUGUCUAACCAUGGCUCUGGCUAUCAACUGUGUCUUCGCUUUCCUCUCCUCUUUUGCCCAAGGAUAUGGCUUCUUCCUCUUCUUCAGGCUCUUCUCAGGCAUUGGCAUCGGAGGAUCAGUUCCAAUUGUCUACUCUUACUUCUCCGAGUUCCUCUCCAUGGACAAGAGAGGAGAGCACUUGAGCUGGCUAUGCAUGUUCUGGAUGAUGGGGGGCAUCUAUGCCUCCUUCACUGCCUGGGGUAUCAUCCCUCACUACGGCUGGGGCUUCAGCAUGGGGACAGAGUUCCAGUUCCACAGCUGGAGGUUGUUUGUGCUGGUGUGCGCUUUGCCAGCCAUCUUUUCCCUUAUUGGGCUAUCAUUCAUGCCAGAGAGUCCUCGUUUUCUUCUUGAAAAUGCUAAACAUGAUGAAGGGUGGAUGAUCCUGAAGCAGGUUCAUGACAUCAACUGGAGGGCAAAAGGAGAGCCGGAGAGAGUGUUUACCGUCUCCCAGAUCAAGGCACCGAAACAGGACAACGAAUUCAUUGAGAUCCAGAGCUCCACAGGAACUGCCUUUCAGCGAUGGGCAGUUCGUUCCGCAACUUUGACCAAGCAGGUGCUGAAAAAUAUUUUGUCCCUUAUGUCACCUGAUUUGAGACUCAGCACUUUAUUGAUGGCAAUUAUAUGGUUUACAAUGGCAUUCAGUUAUUAUGGGCUGUCAGUCUGGUUCCCAGACAUGAUCAAGCACUUGCAGCAUGAAGAAUAUGAGUCCAAGAUUAAGGUCUUCCAUCGUGAACGAGUACAUCAUUUCACCUUCAAUUUUUCUUUGGAAAAUCAAAUUCAUAAAGAAGGAGAAUAUAUCAGUGACAACUUCACCAUACAAAUGAAGUCAGUCAAGUUUGAGGAUUCCCUCUUUGAAGACUGUUACUUCGAAGACAUCAGGUCUACUGAUACAUUCUUUGAAAACUGCACCAUCAAAUCCACUGUUUUCUAUAACACAGACUUGUGGGAGGAGAAGUUCAUUCACUGCAGGCUGGAGAACACUACUUUCCUGCACUCCAAGAAGGGCUGCCAUCUGGAUUUCCGUGAGGAUAAUGACGUUCUGAUCUACCUGGUCAGUUUCCUGGGCAGCCUGGCCGUUCUGCCCGGAAACAUUAUCUCUGCCCUGUUCAUGGAUAAGAUUGGGAGGAUCAAGAUGAUUGGUGGGUCCAUGCUUAUCUCUGCUGGCUGCACUUUCUUCCUGUUCCUGAGUUUCAGCCAGGCUGCCAUCAUUGCCUGGCAGUGUCUUUUCUGUGGCACCAGUGUGGCAGCUUGGAAUGGCAUUGAGGUCAUUACAGUGGAACUAUACCCAGCAGCUAAAAGAACGACAGCAUUUGGAGUCUUAAACGCGCUUUGCAAGCUUGCUGCCAUCCUGGGAAGCUCGAUUUUUGCCUCUUUUGUGGGCAUCACCAAGGUUGUGCCCAUCCUGCUGUCUUUCUCGGCUCUGGUGUGCGGAGGCCUGAUUGCCUUCAAGCUGCCUGAAACUCGGGAGAAGGUCCUCUUGUGAAAAACUUGACUGCUCAAAGGUCAAGGGCAGGUGAUAUCACUUCCUAAUCGAAGCCUUUCAGUGUAAUGUAAUGUACGUUUGUGUCAUUUUGCUCUCGUGUUCCAGCAUUUUAAUAUGAUUUUAUUAUUUAAUUUGACUUUUGAGAGCUACUUUACAGCUUUGCUAAAUUGCGUCAGUGGGAUUAUGUUCCUUCUACACGUACCUAUCUGGAUUUCUUGGGAUAUCAUAUAAAGUAGAUAAUAAAUCAAAAACAUCCUACUCAAAGUCUUAUUAAGACAGUUUUAAUGUGUACUGAUUUAAAAUUUUAAGACCAACCUGAAAAUUACCUGACUAAAGAACAAAAUCAGUGUUUUUGGAAAGUCUUACAUCUUACACGAAUUAAGCGUUUCAGCCAUUUUUUCACAGUGCCAUUUCGUAGCAAGUGACAGUUUAUGUUAGGCACA